This is a messenger RNA of Melanaphis sacchari, 2316 nucleotides long. RefSeq lists its product as uncharacterized. The transcript is spliced from 9 exons. Gene Ontology annotation, molecular function: transmembrane transporter activity. Gene Ontology annotation, biological process: transmembrane transport. Gene Ontology annotation, cellular component: membrane. Lineage: Eukaryota; Metazoa; Arthropoda; Insecta; Hemiptera; Aphididae. Bases 448 to 2085 code for a protein of 545 amino acids. The record is from RefSeq and is a predicted model, not a curated record.
UAAUCAUUCAGUGAAUGCCGUAAAAUCGUGUAUACGUACGCCUACCAUUAUAUAGACGAGACAUAAUAUCAAAAGCCAUAACCAGUUUGUAACGGGUCGGCUUCACUGGACUUGGUUUAUGUAUAGCCGAAUAGCCAACUAUACGUAGUCUGGCAGUCACAUCACCAUCACCCUGACGACCAGACGCGCCGGUUUUCAAUAUCCGACAACGGCGGGCCGAUUCGUGUUAUAUUCAAUGAUAUAGUGUUGUGCUUAACAAUUUACUUUGUCAUCGCUAACAGUCUGCAAGGGUCACGAUUAACAUUCGUCGCGUCGUCGUUCUCCCUCCCCAGGUCCUACUUCUGAGGCUGGUGAGUACUACAUAUUCCCGUGUGUUUGUUACAGGUGGACUACUUCUACAGCAGCGGCUGUUGCAGCGCGUAACAUAAUUUCAUAACGUCCAACGGCAUGGAAAAACAACAACGACGUCAAAAGGUGCACGCAGCGUUGAACGGAAACGCGAAUACGGACGCGUCGGAAGACAGUCAGCUGAUGCCGGAAAAUCCGGAGAGCGUGCCGAUGACGAAAAGGCCGGCGGGGAGCGGGCCGGAAGACGCCCCCGACAAGAAGGAGCCGCUGUACCGGAUGUUGCUGCAGAACAUCACGGUGGAACCGAUGCUGUUCCCGUACCUGAUCGCGUCCAUACUGGUCAUACUGGCCAACCAGAACCUGAACAUCCAGAAGGCGUGCCGGGUGGAACUCAAGCUGGGCUCGGAGGUGUGCGACGCCCUGGAGAACAAGGACCAGAACAGCACCCUGCUCACGGACAGCGAGAUCACCGUGCAGAAGCUGGUCGCGGACAUGCUCAUCUGGCAGACGAUAUUGCAGAGCAGCGUGCCCGCCGUGUUCGUCAUGUUCCUCGGGUCGUGGAGCGACCGGAACAGGUUGCGGCGGCCGUGCAUGCUGUUGCCCGUCUACGGCGAGAUCGUUCGGAACGUGGGCCUGCUGCUGUGCGUCCACUUCUUCGACGAGCUGUCGAUGAACAUAACCGGCCUUUGGCAGUCGCUGCCGAUCGCCAUUACCGGUUACUGGACGGUCAUAUACAUGGCGGUGUUCUCGUACGUGGGCGACCACAGCACGGAUCAAAAUAAAAGCUUAAGAGUUGGUCUAGUCAACCUAACAAUGGCUAUGAGUCUUCCUAUUGGUACUGGCUUGUCCGGUAUAUUAUAUCGUGCAAUCGGAUUCUCCGGAGUAUACAUCAUAUCUUUGAUACUCUGUUGCAUCAGUAUUUGGAUGGGUUACAUUUUCGUCCAUGAUACAAAACAGAUAAAAUUGGAUUCGGGUAAGAAGCAAAAAAAGUCUUACUGGAAUCGUAUCAAGUUCUUUUUUAGUUUAAAUCACUUAAUUGACGCGUUCAAAGUGACAUUCAAAAAGGAAAAAAACAAUAGAAGAAUGAAAGUUAUUGCUCUUACGUUUCUCAUAACCGGAAUUAUGGGUCCAUUGCAAGGUGACAAAGGAGUUGCGUAUUUGUUUACUCGAGUCAAGUUUAAUUGGAACGAAGUGCAAUUCAGCGUGUUCUCAACCACUACGAUGUGUAUCAAUCUUGUGGGAACAUUUUUGACUAUCGGGAUAGUGGUCAGAAAGUUCGGCAUUGAUGAUGCCUUGAUCGGUACUGUUGCUACUACUGGAAAAUUAUUAGCGCAAUUCGUAUUCGCGUUCGCCACUACUACAUUUGUAUUCUAUUUAGGAGCGUUUGUUAACUUCUUACAAGGACCGGCCAUCAUUUCCAUGAAAUCGAUUAUAAACAAAAUCAUUCCAGCCGAAGAACUCGGCCAAGUCAGCGCAGUGACGAGUAUCGGAGAAAACGUUAUACCCAUUUUGUGUGGCCCGUUAUAUAGUUACGUAUAUGAAUCCACACUGAGCUACUUCCCUGGUGCUUACUUUUUAGUUACUGCGGCCAUAACGGUCCCAACUAUUUUUAUUUAUCUAUGGCUCUAUAUGCAGCAUAGAAAGGAAACCAAAGAAUCGUACAAUAAAUUACCCGAUACGGAUCUUUUGAAAGACUCAAACGGCAUUACUUCUAAGUAUGGUGCAAUAAAACCGUAACAAUUGAUAAUAUUAUUUGUUGGAAUGAAGGGUGUUCCUAAUUAUUAGUAGUAAUAAUAUGUAGUUAUUUACCUUACCUGAAACUAUUAGUUAAAGCGACUCGAUUGUUUUUUUCAUUCUAUGCGUAUAACUCAUCAAAAGUUCCUAUCAGUUUGUUGACUAUACAUAUAUAACAUCAUAUACAAUAUAGAUAUACUAAUAAUAGAAGUGCCAAGACCUAUUUUUAUAUAC